AUUAAACUACAACUCCCAAACAUUUUAUUUUGUCGCUAAGAGACCAGUUCAUAACAACCUGCUUUAUUGCUGGUAAAGUUCCUUAUAUAGGUUUAGCAGUGUUUUUCUUCAGAUCUGAGCUAUUUAGUUCAAAAUGGCUGGUUUAGGAAUUUAUAAACUGGACAACGGAGAAAGUUUUCCUACGAAUUGUUUCCCGAUAAGGUCAUCUCAUCAAAAUAAAGAAGGAGCAGGGCACUGGUUAACUGUCCACAGAGGCAGUGUGGAGGAUCGAUGCAAGAGCUUAAAGCAUCCAACAUCACUAAAAUGUGUUUGCACCGGACCAUCGGGUCAGUCUGAAUGUAAGAGACCUAGGCAAAAGGCAUCAUCAAAAAGCUCUGGAAACAUUUUAAAUGGAAUGGUUUUGCUGGCUCUGCACAGUGUGGACAAACCAUCAGAUCUCUGCUAUGUGGACAUAAGUGAAAGAAAGCUGAAGUCGGUAACAUUAGAAGGUUUGGAGGAAUUUGACAGUGUUGCUUACAUGAAUGCUUCUGACAACUAUUUAACUCUAGAGGCUUUUAGCAGGUUUCCUGCUCUGAGGGAACUGGAGUUGUCUUUGAACUGCAUCAGCACUGUGAAAGUUAAUGCUGUAGAUUUCCCUAAAUUAGAGGUGCUUGAUCUGUCCUAUAAUAAUUUAUCAAGCGAUAGUAUAUUAGCCAUUGGUCUUUUACAACGAUUAAAGGUGCUUUAUUUGACUGGAAAUGGCCUGCAGACGCUUCCACCUGAUAUGACUGUCCCUAAUAUCCUCCAUGGUGAUCAGGGUCCUGUCUGCAGCUUAUUGUUUCAGACUCUUGAAGUUUUGAUGCUGGAUGAUAAUAAUCUGUCUUCUUGUGUCUUUAGGAGUCUUUCAAAUCUAAAAAGACUUCGGCAUUUAAAUUUAGAGGGAAACUACAUCUCUGAAGUCCCAUACCUCCAGGCGGUGCCAGUGCGACAAGUGCCAGGCUGCUCUGAUUCUCAAGUGAACCAACAGAAGCAUUCCAGUAUAGAAACUGAUAUAGAAUCACCACAGUUGACGGAUGAGGGAGAUUUAUGUCCACCAUUGCCAGAGCUUCGAUAUCUGAAUCUGGCAAACAAUAAGAUCUUUGAAGAAGAGGCAUUGUUGGCUGUGGCAUUGCUUCCUUUCCUCAGCGAGCUUGUUAUCCACUCAAACCCCCUGACUACACAGAGGAGUGGUGACCCACCAAUGUUGACCUGGAUUCUUCAAGACAGACUUGGUAUUAAAAUAAGACGUAAAAAGUUAUUAAAGACUGAUAUUGAUAAACCACGUCUUGUGUUGCCUGUCAACCCUAAAAGAAAGGUAGAAACUAAACUCCCAAAGCUACAGAAGGUUUCUUUGAUCACAAAACCCUUGUGUGCUUCAGAGAUCCCUUCUACAGACAGAAGUAUUAAACAGAAUAAGAGACCUCAGCCAGAUUUCAAGUGCACUGACAUGUUGUUCCCCAGCUCCUCACAAACUAACACUGAGGACGUAAAGAAGGAGAAAGUUGUCACUGCUUCCAGUGUAUCAGACCCUUUAGAAAUGGAAAAAAUCGAAAUUCACAGCAAAAGUCACCAAAAUGAAGAAAUGUUCUUUGUAACAGAGCUUAAUGAUUUGCAUAAACAUGAGUAUCAGGAUAAAACGGAGAAGACAGUGGACAUUACUGAUUUUGCGAGAAAUGACACAAAACAAUAUCUCUUUGGCUAUGAAGUUCUUGAAGAUAAUAAUCUGGAUGUAAACAUGACCAAAUCUAUUGGAAUCCAGCAGACAGUGAGAGCUCUAGAGUUCACACUAAAGAACCUGCUUGUGUACAGAGACUACAAAGUAAAUUCUGAUUGUCUGCAGAGACCAUAUAAAGAACAACCAAAAGGAACAAGGAAAUUGCUUUUUGCAAAACCACAAAAAACAAAAGGAGAAAAAGUAAAAGAAAUUCUGACAGAAAUGAAGGAAAGGAAAACAAUAAGUGAAGUUCCUUUGGAGAAAAUUCUCCCAGCCAAAGAAAUCUCCAAGAAUGAAUAUGAAAAAGCACUGAUAUUACUGAAAGAUAUAAAGAGCAAGUACAAGAUGGUCCAUUUGAAAUCAAUGAAGCAAGCAGCACAACUUAAAUGCAACUGUGGGUAAAGGAGCAAUCGGUGGACAAAUCCACAAAAAUUUAUUAAAACCCUAAUCAGGGAUCAGAAAAUCCACAUCUUUUUACCCUGUAUAUUUUGUGUAUAUGCAAGGCAAAUGAUUUUCUUGUUCUAAUGCAUUAUCCUGUCUAUAGUAAUAAUAGCACAUGGACCUGGUAUGGCAGAUGCCCCACAUUAAUAAAUGUAAAAACAUUUCUGUAA
This is a messenger RNA of Silurus meridionalis, 2343 nucleotides long. RefSeq names its product X-ray radiation resistance associated 1 (gene xrra1). Lineage: Eukaryota; Metazoa; Chordata; Actinopteri; Siluriformes; Siluridae. Gene Ontology annotation, molecular function: protein binding. Bases 134 to 2134 code for a protein of 666 amino acids. The transcript is spliced from 17 exons. The record is from RefSeq and is a predicted model, not a curated record. Gene Ontology annotation, cellular component: nucleus.